AAUUCCUUCCGUGCUCACGAAGCAAUUCUCUUCUUUCUUGGAGGUGUGUGGGGGCAGACUGACAAUCAUAUGAAGGCGUCGAUCUUCUCUUCUUCUCUUCCUUCACCACUCCCUCCCUUAUUUUCCCAUCAUCUCCUCGGUCUUUUCCAGCCCGCGUCUUUUCCUCUCUCCCCACCUGUCUCUUUUCCUUUCUCCACCUCCGCCAGACAACAUGUACGGCAACACCUUGACCCUCGUCCUCGCCGCCGUUGGAAUGGCGCGCGCCAUGCCCAUGCCCCAGGCAACACCUGCACCUUCCGUCAAGCCUGCUGGCCCCCCUGGCAUCCGGCCUGAAUUUGCAAUCACCGAUGGCAAGAUCUCGGCCGGCCUGUCCAUCGGCUAUGUCGGUCUGAUGAAUGGGCCGGGCAAUUCGGAAUCAGGUCUCUUGAGCCUCGGUGGAGACUUGAACACGGCCAACUUGAUCGAAGGCGGCAUCGAGGAGGCCGACACCGAGUCCAUCGAGGGACCCCUUUUCACGCUCGUCGAUGGUGGUAUCGGCAACGGACCGGUCGAUGUUUCGGGGACUAUUAACCCCACCGGCGUUGCAGUCUCCGGUUUGGUCGGAGCCGUGACCGGAGCGUUCCUCGGACAGCCAUACACCGUCAUUGGUGGUUUUCAUACCAUCGGCGGCUCUCUCGGUCCCGCUGGCCCGGAGGGCACCGCUGUCCCGUACGGUGAAGCCGACUACGGGUCCAUUGCUGGGGCAAGUGGCUCCAUUGAUGGAGGUGCUGGUGCUACCCACAUCGGGGGCUAUGCCAGCGGUGCUGGUCACCUGGGCCAGGCCACGGCUCGGGGAAGCGCUUCGCUGGCUUUGCUACCAACGCCCACUGCCGGAGUAGCGGGUGUUGGGGAGCUUCCCUUUGCUAACUUCACCGCCAUCAGCAUUAAUCUUCCUCCGCGGUCCAUUGCUUGAAAAAGACGAAAGGCCAGGUGGUCGUCUGUCGCCAGCGUAAAAGUUUUCCUUGCUUGAGCCUUUCCUUGCUCCUUUUAAUU
This is a messenger RNA of Acaromyces ingoldii, 1032 nucleotides long. RefSeq lists its product as hypothetical. Bases 212 to 952 code for a protein of 246 amino acids. The transcript has 3 exons. The record is from RefSeq and is a predicted model, not a curated record. Lineage: Eukaryota; Fungi; Basidiomycota; Exobasidiomycetes; Exobasidiales; Cryptobasidiaceae.